AUGUUCUUCGACCUCAGCGUACCUGUACCUCCCAUAUCAUCCAGGCCGGGUCCCUCUCAAGGACCAUCAAAAAAGGGAAAGGAGAAACAGCAAGCAAACGCGGCCUCUGUUGUGUACACCCCCGCACAGAUAUCCGCUAUCGAAAACCGUCUCGACCUGCUCGUGCAUUUAGGAUACACCGUUUUUGCGUUCAACCAGUCCGUACAGCGGAAGGUCGACCCCAAGAACCAUGUCAACGUCCUUGACCCGCUCCUCGCGCAGCUCCGCAAGCGAGAGGGUGUUGCUUUGCUCAAACGGCUGACAAUCGUGCUAGAUGAGGAGAGCGAGAAGGGUUUUGGGCUGACGAACCAGAAUACUGCUCUCUUCGCGUCGUACGACCUCCUCGCUCUCCUUCCAACCACACUUGGCACGUUCUCGCAAGCGUGCUUGACGCACACACAACCAUCCCCGCUCACGACGCAUAUUAUUGCGCUCCCGCUGACGCUCCCCCGCCUCCCGUUCCACCUGAAGCACACGCUCGUGCGCACUGCACUCAAGAACGGCGCAGUGUUCGAGAUCGCGUAUGCUGGUGCACUUGGGUCAGAGAGCGAUGUCAGCGGGGGCAGCGGCGAGGGGAGUGCGAGUGCCAGGCGCAACUGGUGGGCGGCCGCGAGGGAGGUCGUACGUGUUACGAAGGGGAAAGGCAUUCUUGUAAGUGGAGGUGUAGUUAACGACGCCGACUUGCGUGCGCCACGGGAUGUGGCCAAUUUAAUCACAGUCCUCGGCCUGGCGCAAAAUAUUGCACACGAUGCCUCCACCAAGGUACCCCAGUCGUUGAUUCUGCGAGCACAGACUCGUAGGACAUAUCGUGCAGUGCUAUCGGAACCCAAAGUUGUGAUUCCUGGUGCUGUCGUGCCCGAAUCUGCAAGUCAGCCCCCCACUCUUCCCCCACCUACAAUAGACGCCAAUAUUCUCUCAGACCCUACGAUGUCAACUCCUCCCGCGACAAUCUCACAGCCUCAACAGUCUGAUGCAUCCGAAGUCGGCGGGAAAAAGAGGACCCGAGAUGAGAGCCAGGGUGCAGGUGCCCCGCUGAACAAGGCUGCUGCGGAUGACGAGAAGGAUGGGUCUGGGAGAAAGCGGAAGAAAAAGAAGUUGAAGGAAGGAAAUUUUUGA
This is a messenger RNA of Fibroporia radiculosa, 1155 nucleotides long. RefSeq lists its product as uncharacterized. Lineage: Eukaryota; Fungi; Basidiomycota; Agaricomycetes; Polyporales; Fibroporiaceae. The transcript is spliced from 5 exons. Gene Ontology annotation, cellular component: nucleolar ribonuclease P complex. The record is from RefSeq and is a predicted model, not a curated record. Gene Ontology annotation, biological process: tRNA processing. Bases 1 to 1155 code for a protein of 384 amino acids. Gene Ontology annotation, molecular function: RNA binding.